UAAGUCGAUGUUCACGAUAUUCUUUGGUCUAUCCUCGCUUAUGUUUUCUUCCGAAGGGCAUAAAACCUUUUCAGAUUCGACCUCUGAACCAAUCUCUCCCCAAGUUAGACUCGAACCUAUGCUUACAAGGUUGUCGUGUUUAUUCAGGGAAUUCAGACUGCUUUUAGACUGUAGCGACUUCUUUUGCCGCAUUGCGCAUCACAGGAAUCGACAUCACUUCCACUGGGAACGGUUGAGUCAGCAGUUUGGGAAGGCUGGCAAUGCGUAUUCGAAGAGUGAGAUAACGCAAAUAAGCAAGGAGACGUGAAAUGGAGUUCUUCGUCGCUUCAUUGGGGAGAUGCGGGGUGGCUGUCCUGCCUCCUGCUCAGUGGGAGACACUUCGGUGCAGAGAGAUAUACCGAGCCGCUUUGCAAGACUGAGGAUAUACCAGAAGUGGAUGUGGUUGUCAUAUCGGUGCCAACAUAGUCACUACUACCAACGCCGGCUGAGCACCCUCUUCAAGGAG
This is a messenger RNA of Desarmillaria tabescens, 505 nucleotides long. RefSeq lists its product as uncharacterized. The record is from RefSeq and is a predicted model, not a curated record. NCBI's taxonomy places the organism in Eukaryota, Fungi, Basidiomycota, Agaricomycetes, Agaricales, Physalacriaceae. The annotation marks the transcript as partial. The transcript has 5 exons.